This is a messenger RNA of Chiloscyllium plagiosum (whitespotted bambooshark), 474 nucleotides long. NCBI's taxonomy places the organism in Eukaryota, Metazoa, Chordata, Chondrichthyes, Orectolobiformes, Hemiscylliidae. The record is from RefSeq and is a predicted model, not a curated record.
AUGAAGUCUUCCAUUGAUGUGCUUUACUGUGUAAUCCGGGAUCUCACCAACCAAACUGAUGAAGAAGGGCUGGUUCAGACAGACACUAAGAUCCUUGUGUUGUCACACAAUAUCCCAGAUCGACUGUAUCGCCAAUGGCUGCAGCGACCAGUGAACCUGCCUCUCACCCUGAUGAUGGACACUUCAGAGAUGGAGCCUGUGGACAAGCUGGUCCCAGAAUGUCUCACUCUCCUCCUGAAACUUGGGAUUUACAUCCAGCAAAAUCCAAAGAAAAACAUCACUGGACCAAACCAUACGGUGCCUGAAGAAAUCCGACAUCUAAUCAUCAAGGAGAAUACCAUCAAGUAUUUGUGCGCCAGUUCAGAGCUGAUGACUCCUCAGACAUUCCUCAAAUGCUAUGAGAAAUCAACAUAUGUCGUCCUAGACUCAGAACUAAUUUGGCCAUCUCCUCUUCAUCUGUUUCUUGGGGGUUAA